Molecule: messenger RNA, 946 nt
Organism: Leptopilina boulardi
Lineage: Eukaryota; Metazoa; Arthropoda; Insecta; Hymenoptera; Figitidae
Product: cytochrome c oxidase subunit NDUFA4-like
Exons: 3
Coding region: 155-418 (87 amino acids)
Source: RefSeq, a predicted model, not a curated record
AGUCGUCAAAUGCGCAUAAUAAUAUCGGUCGUCGACUCUGUUUUUCGCAAAUUUUAGCGAAAUUUUUCUGUUUACACUUUUUGCAGGCAGCACCGGCUUGCUCGCUUAUUUAGUGUAACAGAGAUUUUUUGUAUUAAAAAAAAAAAAACUGAAAAUGCCUCCUAUGCUAGGAUUAACUGCGAAGAGUUUAAAAAAACAUCCAUCUCUGAUUCCUCUUUACUUUUGCCUCGGUGUGGGAGCAACAGCUGUUGUUGGUUACAUGACAAGAUGUGCUUUAAAAAAUCCUGAUGUCUCAUGGAAUUUGAAAACUAAUCCUGAACCCUGGCAAAAAUACGAGAACAAGAGAUACCAGUUUUUGGAUCCUGUUGGUGCUAGAGGCUGGAAAGAACCUCCAAGGCUCAAGAGCAUUUGGGAUUAAAAAAUUCAGAACUGGUCAACAUUGAUAAACACAAAAAUUGCUAUCAUAUUAUACUUAUAGAGUUAGCAUUUUUUGAAUUUGAAUCUUAUGGAACCAUAUAUAGUCAAUAUGGAUCGAUAUUAUAAUUAAAAAAUACAUCAAUUUUUUUAUGAACUUUGUUCAUCGUAUAAGGAUUCAAGCAGAGAAAUAUGAAAAAUAAUACAAUGUAAUAAGUAUACCACUGAUUCCAAUCAGCGUAUAUGCACUGAUAAAUUAGUGAAAAUUCCCUGAUUUUUCAGUGUAUACACGCUAAUUGGUAACAGUGGUAUACUUAUCGCUGAUUCAAAUUUAGAGAGUUCUUAAAUUUAUAUAACAUUUACAAAAACCCAAAAGAACAUUUUUAAUCAUUCCGACACUUUUUUCUACAUUUUUCAAAAGAAUUUUUUAUAUUUUAUAGCAUUUAAAUUUUUGAUAAAAAAUAUUUAAAUUCCAUUUAUACACACCUGGAACUUUACAUAUUUGUACGUUAAUAAAAAUUUCUACUAUCAA